GCCGCGCCGGCCGGCCCGCACCGUGUUCUCGGCCGGCCAGAUGGCCUCCCUGGAGCGCGAGUACGCCGCCAACCGCUACCUGAGCACGCCACAGCGCCGCCAGCUGAGCCAGCGCCUCCAGCUGGCCGAGGCCACCGUCAAGGUCUGGUUCCAGAACCGGCGCAUGAAGGAGAAGCGCCAGCAGAGCGAGAGCCAGAUGCACUACCUGAGCCAGGUCAUGCAGUCGUACAUGUACCAGCUGCAGUGUGUCGGGGUGGUGCCGCCGCCGCCGCCA
Messenger RNA from Pollicipes pollicipes, 274 nucleotides. Its product is annotated as homeobox protein Hox-B3-like. Lineage: Eukaryota; Metazoa; Arthropoda; Thecostraca; Pollicipedomorpha; Pollicipedidae. Gene Ontology annotation, biological process: regulation of DNA-templated transcription. Gene Ontology annotation, molecular function: DNA binding; DNA-binding transcription factor activity, RNA polymerase II-specific. The record is from RefSeq and is a predicted model, not a curated record. The transcript has a single exon. The annotation marks the transcript as partial.